Molecule: messenger RNA, 3256 nt
Organism: Anoplopoma fimbria (sablefish)
Lineage: Eukaryota; Metazoa; Chordata; Actinopteri; Perciformes; Anoplopomatidae
Product: LUC7 domain-containing protein
Exons: 10
Coding region: 341-1669 (442 amino acids)
Biological process (GO): mRNA splice site recognition
Cellular component (GO): U1 snRNP; U2-type prespliceosome
Molecular function (GO): mRNA binding
Source: RefSeq, a predicted model, not a curated record
UGAACCGACAGGCGCGCGGGUCUGACUGCAGCACUUCCUCGAGGCGGAGAGACGUGAGCGCGCUCCGCGGCCACGCGCACGGAGGGGAAGUGGAAAAGGCGGAAGAAAGGACGCAGAAUAAACUUCACAACUUGUGGCCGACCGGCUGGAGACUCUCCGUUAGAGGCGAUGUCGCAGAGACCCCGCUGACCUGCUCACAUCAGCCCGGUCCCCGCCCCGCCCUCCCGCUCCUCUCCCCGCGGCCCGCUGAAAGUUACCCGCGGUCCGGUGGAGGAGCAGAGGCCUGCAGAGGAGGAGGAGGAGGAGGAGGAGGAGGAGGUGACUCACACUACUACACGCCAUGUCGGCCCAGGCGCAGAUGAGGGCCAUGCUGGACCAGCUCAUGGGCACCGGGAGAGACGGAGAUUCCAUGAGGCAGAGAAUCAAAUUCACAGAUGAGCGGGUCUGCAAAAGUCACCUCCUGGAUUCCUGUCCUCAUGAUAUUCUGUCUGGCACCAGAAUGGAUCUGGGAGAGUGUAUGAAGGUCCAUGACCUGGCCCUCAGAGCGGACUUCGAGAUUGCCUCUAAAGAGCAGGAGUACUUCUUUGAACUUGAUGCUGCUGAGCACCUCCAGUCUUUCAUUGCUGACUGCGACCGCAGGACCGAGCUGGCCAAGAAGAGACUAGCAGAGACGCAGGAUGAGAUCAGCGCUGAAGUGGCUGCAAAGGCUGAACGUGUCCACGAGCUGAACGAGGAGAUCGGGAAGCUGCUGGCCCGGGCGGAGCAGCUCGGGGGCGAGGGGAACGUAGAUGAGGCCCAGGAAGUGCUGGAGAUGGUGGAGAAGACUCGAGGCUUGAAGAAGGAAGCCGAGGAUGUGUACAGAAACUCAAUGCCAGCCUCCAGCUUUCAGCAGCAAAAACUGCGGGUGUGCGAGGUGUGCUCUGCAUACCUGGGUCUUCACGACAACGAUCGUCGUCUAGCCGACCACUUUGGGGGCAAACUUCACAUUGGCUUCAUUGAAAUCCGUGAGAAGCUUGAAAAGCUGAGGAAAGCAGUUAUAGAAAAACAAGAAAGAAUGCGAACCAGAAGACGAGAGGAACGCGAACGAGAUGACGAAAAGGAGCGUCAGUGGGAGCUGGAGCGGGAACGAGAAAGGGAACGGGAGCGAGAAAAAGAGAAGGAGCGGGAGCGCGAACGAGAACGAGAAAGAGAGCGUGAAUGGGAGAGAGAACGAGAACGGGAGAGGGAGCGUAGGAGGUCCAGAUCUAGAAGUGGAGAACGAUACAGGGACGGAGGAACCUCGACUUCGUCCUCCCAUCACUCAAGACGCCACCACUCCUCUCGUCCCAGAGAAGAAGGCGGCGACCGGGAUCGGGAGAGAGAGAGGAAACAUCGACACAAGGAGCGGCAUCGCUCGCGCUCCCACUCUCACAGGAGCAAGAGGAAGAGGUCCUCCAGAGAAAGAUCAUCUCACACUCGCGAGAGAGAGCCCUCGCCGUCCCAGGAGGUGUCCAGACAGGGCGCAGCAGUAGAGGGUUGGCGUGAGGACAGGGCGGAGUAUGGAGACUGGGAGGGCAGGGAGAAGCCCCCCGCCCCGGACACAGCCAGGCCCCGGGAACGGGAGAGAUCCCUGUCCUACGAGCGAGACCGGCGCUCCAGCUCUGAGGAGCGAGAGUCCGGGGAGAUAUGAACAGGAGUGGACUCCUCCAAAGUCUUCGAUUCGGAUACAUUACUUAAUAAAAGUAGCAGGGGGAGACGAGUGUGUGUUGGUGCGAAUGUGUGUGCGUGUUCAAGGUAAAAGCGGGACGUGUACAUCAGCAGGGGUGGACGGUGGAAACUUAACAUGGGGAUGAGGGAACAACUUCAGUGGUGGCGGUGAAGGAAAACAUGCAAACCAACUUUUAUAAGUAUGAAUUGUUGAAGCAGUAUAGUCAUUUUUUUAUGCCAUCUUGUCAAUCCUAUGUACAGUUAUUUUGACAGUGACGAGUGAGCGGUCAGACGGCAGCCCUUAUUGGUGUCUCUUUAUUUUAGUAUUUUCUUUUUUUUUUUUUUUUUUUUAAUCAUUAGUCGGAACCUUCACUGUGUUUCCUGUUCCGUAAGAAAUCCGUCGGUUUCAGUGGCUGCGGAUCCAUUCACGCAGAUUAGACUCCUUAAUGUGGCGUCCCUCGCAGUAAUGUUUGAGAAUGAGCAGUGGAUGACUGAAGGCACUUCUGAUGUUUGCGUUUGAUUUGCUGCCGUCAAGCCAUAACAAUUUCAUUUGGGAAAUACGAUACGCAUCCCAGAGUCUGCCUUUAGAUUCAGGAGGCAGCGAUGAGCUCGUGCUACUUAAUAAACUCACUAGUCAUCCCCCCCUCCCCUCUCCCCCGAAAGAAGUCAUCCAAAUAUUUCCACUCAGUUCCUGACAUGUGAAUGAAUAUUGAUGAUUUGCAUACUGACACUGAACGACCCAGGGACUCCUGUUUGCUGUGAUACAACCUGGAUGUACUGGGGGAACCUACUUUGCUGUGCCACCAUUACGUGAAUAAAAUGUUCUGCUUCUAUUCAAAUGCAAUGUGUUUAUAAAAAAUUCUCUUUGAAUUCACCUCAUGUUUAUGCGUAGAGUUUGGACAAAUUAGACAUGUUUUAUUAUUUGUGGGACAACUACAGUGUUGUGGUCAGAGUUUGUGUUGAAGCCAGAGCAACAGUUUUUUUGUUUUUUUUUUCCCCCCUCAUUUUACCUUUUAUUGAUGUCCACAUGUCUAAUUUUUUUUUUUAGCUUUUUGGUCCUGUAGUUUAUGACUAAUACAAAAAUAAAUAUAAAUGUUUAUAUUGUUUUUGGCUAUAAAAAUCGCACCGAUAAGACCAGAAAAUGUAUCUCAUUGUGGGAUUAUGGCUUUUAAGUAAAAUUCCUUGCAUUCAAAACUAAAAUAACAAGUACUCAUUAUGCAGAAUGGCCCAUUUCAGUAUAAUAUAUAAUUAUAGGAUUAUAAUUAUUUAUAUGUUAUUGUGUGAGCAACAAUGUUGCAGCUUGUAGGGCUAAAUACUUUAUGUACUUUAUUAAGUGGCUUAAUUCAUGAAAAAUGCGUCACAAAGCAUUGAUUGAACAUGUUUUGCAUUAAUAAUAAUCUGCAAAACUAGCUGGUUUAAAAAAAAAAAAAGAGAAUUGAAAAGAACAAUAUUUGCCUCCAAAAACAAGUGUAGACUUAAGUACAGUAGCAGUCAAAAGUUUGGACACACCUUCUCAUUCAACUACUUUGAAGAAUCUAAAAUAUAAAACAGCAUUUGUUGAGUUUGUUGA